AUGGCAACUCAGACAACGACAACGACAGUCGGCCAACUCAAGGUCUCCGCUCAGGACCGCCCUUUCUUCACCCUCGAUGAGCUCAUCAAGAGGCGUGCACUCGAACUCGGUGAUGCGCCGUUACUUGGGUACCCCAACGAGGGCCUACUAGAUUUCGAAAAGCACAGCGCUCGCGCCGUGGACCGAUAUGUCGACGUCGCCGUACAGAAACUACAGCAUUUGGGGCUAUCUUCCGACUCCCAGUCCGACAACGCCCCCGUGAUAGGAAUCCUCGCUCACUCUGGCCUGAAUGUCGUCAUCACCAUUAUGGCUCUCAGCAGGCUAGGUUACGCAGUGUUUCUUCUCUCCGCAAGACUUCAGAGCCCGGGAAUUGCCCGCCUUUGUGAGUUGGCGGACUGCGGCGCCAUGCUCACCACAUCAAGUUUUCACCCUGUCCUAGCCGAAGUCCAGGAGAAACGGAAGCUGGAUAUCUUACCGUUGCUUUCGCACUCUGACUACUACGGCAAAGAUGCGCCCGUGUUCUCUAGAGCCUACGAUCCGGAGCGAGAAUCGACGAAGAUUGCCGCCAUUAUACACUCCUCCGGUUCGACAGGCCUUCCAAAACCUAUCUAUCUUACUCACAAGAGCUGCAUCGGGGCCUUUUCCGUUCACAUGAACAUGCGAGCCUUCAUUAAGCCCAUUUACUAUGGCAACUACAGCUUGCCUUUGACGAGGCAAAGCCUUGUCCAGAUGAUCAACUGUGUCAAGCCUGAGAUCUUCCACGUCGUUCCUUACGUCGUGAAGCUACUAGCCGAAACAGACGAGGGCAUCCGCGCUUGGGCAAGCGUGAAGCUCGUUCUCUUCGGGUGUAGCAGCUGUCCAGACGACCUUGGUGACCGUCUGGUCAAAAACGGAGUCUACCUCGUCGGCAACUACGGAUCUGCCGGUGCGCCUGCAAAAGUUUUGAGGACCGGGCAGCUUGUCGGUGACAGUAAGGUUGGCGAGUGGAAUACGACAGAGGGUAUCCCGUUGAUGAUCCAAACGGCUGUCACGCUCGGUGCUCUACCGAAUCUAGACGAAGAGAUGACUUGGUUGCCGGUCGAUCAUGCUGCGACGGCCAUCUUGGAACUCGUCAAUGCCUACACCACCCCGCAGCCCAGCGAGCGCGAUACCGAUCCCGACCUGGUGUACCACAUCCUUAACCCUACGCGCUUCCACUGGACUCGUGAUAUGCUCCCUUCUUUGGCCAAAGCCGGUCUGCAGUUUGAGAGUCUGCCGACAGCUCAGUGGAUGGACAAGUUGCGGAAGUCUGAACGGGACCCGAAAAAGAACCCGCCUAUCAAGCUCCUGGACUGGUUCGAGAGUAAGUAUGGACGCACGGCUUCUGCGAAUAAGGGCGUUCUAGCAUACAUGACUGAGAAGACUGAGAACGACAGUCCUACGUUGAGAGGACUAUCGGAUGUCACUGAUGUAGAAUUCAUCACGAAGUUGGUGGAGAGGUUGAAGGCUAGAUGGGCGGCGGAAGGUGCGUGA
This is a messenger RNA of Colletotrichum phormii, 1512 nucleotides long. RefSeq lists its product as uncharacterized. The transcript is spliced from 5 exons. NCBI's taxonomy places the organism in Eukaryota, Fungi, Ascomycota, Sordariomycetes, Glomerellales, Glomerellaceae. The record is from RefSeq and is a predicted model, not a curated record. Bases 1 to 1512 code for a protein of 503 amino acids.